Molecule: messenger RNA, 1323 nt
Organism: Pocillopora meandrina
Lineage: Eukaryota; Metazoa; Cnidaria; Anthozoa; Scleractinia; Pocilloporidae
Source: the annotation of a GenBank genome assembly
GGCGAACGUGUCAAGGUGGAAGAUCACGCGGCAAUUCAGUUCAGUUCGAUAAACUACCGUCGAGUCCUGACUAGAGUAAAACGUGCUGUGAUGGAACUUGAACUCGAUAGUAUUCAAAUCAGGGAAGAAAAAGGCCCCAAACAUCGCAAUGGAAGGGCAUUUUCACGAAAGAUGAAACGGCGAAGAUUGGUGGACAAGAGAGGACGAAUUCAUGUGAAUUACGUGAACGUACCUGAUCGUGGGCAACUGUAUUAUCUUUCAGACCACUUCACAACUUUAAUCGAAGCUCAGUGGAGAUACGUUAUUCUCAUUUUCUCACUGUCUUUUAUAGUUAGCUGGCUGGUGUUUGGGACGAUUUGGUGGGGAAUUUACAGCUACCGCAAGAAAUACCACGACAUCGAAUGUAUUGAGAAAGUUGACUCGUGGACUUCAGCGUUCUUGUUCUCGUUAGAGACGCAAACAACGAUUGGUUAUGGAGGCCGACAAGUCACACCGCACUGUCCGGAAGGAGUAAUUUGUUUGUUAAUACAAUGUAUCAUUGGUUUGUUAAUCUCCUCCACAAUGCUAGGGCUCAUAUUUGCCAAACUUUCGCGCCCUCACAAGCGAAGAUGCACUAUUCUAUUUUCACGCCACGCUGUUAUAGGUCCGCGUAAUGGCAAACUUUACUUAAUGAUGCGAAUUGCGGAUUUGCGAAAAAGACAGCUCAUAGAGUCACACAUUCGUGUUUUUCUUAUCGAUCGAUACGUCUCGCGAGAGAAAGAAAAAAUUUGUUGUUUUAGGCAGCCUCUUUCAAUAACUUGCGACAAGGACGAUGACGAUGACGAAAAAAUAUUUUUAUUUGCGCCAGUAGUUCUGCUGCACGAAAUUAAUGAACAGAGCCCCUUUUACGAUUAUUCGCCCGAUGAUUUACUUUUAAAGGAUUUCGAAAUUGUUGUACUUUUGGAAGGGAUCGUUGAACCUACAGGAAUGACAAUGCAAGCAAGAACAUCUUACGUGGGCGAUGAAAUUCACUGGGGACAUUUGUUUGUUGACAUCAUGGAGUAUAGAGACACGUCAAUCGACGGUGGCUACUAUGACAUUGACAUCUCGCGGUUUCACGAAACUUUUGAGGUGGAACUCCCGCGAGAGACUGCUAGAGAAUUUUACAAGAGAAAACGUGAAGAGAAUGAUAGAGAACGUUCCCAGUCAAAUUCGCAACAGCGUGAAAUGAAGGAAUUGGAAAACACCAACGAAACGGACGCAGCCCCGCGCAACGAUCGCAGUGGGGUAGCCUUGAUUCCUAACGGAGAUGUGGGAAAGCAAGACGGAGUGACUAAAUUAUGA